This is a messenger RNA of Xenopus tropicalis (tropical clawed frog), 2899 nucleotides long. It is a transcript of the gene tmem119, whose product is annotated as transmembrane protein 119. Bases 146 to 1009 code for a protein of 287 amino acids. NCBI's taxonomy places the organism in Eukaryota, Metazoa, Chordata, Amphibia, Anura, Pipidae. Gene Ontology annotation, biological process: ossification. The transcript is spliced from 2 exons. The record is from RefSeq and is a predicted model, not a curated record.
CAACCCCCUUCUUCCCUCUCUUUUAAUGAAAACAGUCUGCAUAAGGCAGAGUUGGAGUCUGGCUAUCAAUGCAGACAGGCAGCAGGAAAUUGCAAGGCUGGAAAAUACAAAUCAAAGAUAAGAAAAGGAGAUCUGCUGAAUAAGUAUGGCAUUCCUUACAAACGUCUGUGUGUUCCUUAUAAUAACAUGCCCCUUGUGCCUAGCAAGACAUACAACAUCUUAUUCAGACUUACCAGCAGGGAGUGGAGAUGGAGAAGGCUUGACUCAGAGCCAUGAUCUUAUCAAUCUUACAACAGAAGGUCCAGGGUCGUUUUCUAAUGGAACAUCAAACCAUGUUAAUAUAUUUGACAGAAUAACAAAGUUCCUAAAAGAAUACAUGUUGCUUGCCAUUGUGGUUGGUACCUUAAUCAUUCUGCUGAUAUUUGUAGUGUGUGGUGCUAUAAUUAUGAGCCACAAACACAAGGCAUCAGCCUACUACCCUUCUUCAUUCUCACAGAAGGAGUAUGUCAAUCACAAUGAUAAAUCUGGUGGGGCAAAGGCGUUUAAUGAAAUUCCAGAGAAAGCUCAGGAUGCUAAGGCUGAAGAAGUUGUAGACUCCAGUAAACAGCUUCAGGCUGACAUCCUUAAUGCUGCCCAGAACUUAAAAUCCCCCACUAAAGGUGGUAGCAGCAAAGAGGAACACAAAAUAAUAGAGGAACCCAAGGAUCCCCAAGUAGAGACCACCACAGAAGACAACAAAGGGGAUACUAAUGAUAACACUAAGCAGGAUUCUUCCUCUCAGGAAGUGGAAGAAAUUCCAGGUGAGCAAACAGAGGAAACAAAACCUACAGAUUGCCCUGAGGAACCUUCUGGAAACUUAGCUGAGCAGGAGAAUCAAGAAAAGGCAAUUGAAAUCGUGGAUGAGACCAAUCCCACCCCAUGUGAUCCUCCUCCAGCAGAAAACAGCACCAGUGAAGAACAACAGGCACAGGAAUCUCCUCAGCAGCCUCCAGAUACAUGUGGAGUUUAAAUGAAUAAGGGAAUACAUUUAAGAAAAUAAUUAGUAUUUGAUGAAUGCGAACAACAAGGACCUGUAGGGCAGAUAUGUUACCAAUGUGUUGUGCCAACUUGUUAGCCGGUUCUAAUUUCAGAAGGACCGCACACUCAUCCAGACAGAUAUUUUAUGCUAAUUUACAUGUAAAAACUUCAGGCACAAAACUAGAACCAAAGUUUUUACCAUGUUUGUGGGGAUACGAUUACCAAAACAUCCUUACUGUUUAUUAUUGUAAUAUCACUCAAUAAGAUUUUAACCCUAGCAGCAAUAGUCUUUAUUCUAAACAAUAAAAGACAAUAGCACAAUGAGGUAAAUUAAAUGUGCUUACCUCUGGACAAAACUAUCAUUGACAUUAUCAAUAAAACAGUUGUUAUUUUAUGAGUUUGUUAAUGUAAAAGAAUCCAUGAAGGAUACAGGGAAGUCAGAGUGAGUGAGUGCAGUUUUUUUUCCUUUUUGUCCAGAAUUAUUGUUAACAUGUAAGUGUAGAAGGGGAUACACAUCAAACAUACACAUUACAUGUAUAUACCGACUGAUACAGGAGGUAAAGCAGGCCUAAAAAGGAAAAGGUGUAUUAGAAAGAAUUUAGUAGUCCAUCAUUAUAUGGGUGCAGAAAAUACCAUGGGGUGAAAUAAACAUUCUAUAACAAUUAACUGACUUGUAAUGGUCCCAAAAAACAGACAGAGGCACAGUGACAUAACUAUAGAGGAAGCAGACCCCGCAGGGGACCAGGGGGACCCAGACCACAGGAUCAGCAUCCUCUAGGUACUUUCUUCUGAGAGCAUGUGCCUGCUCGGGAAGGCAGUGGGCACGCACAUGCAAGCGGAGAUUGAGGGGGGUGUGUAGCUUUUUUUAAUGUAUGCCGGGCCCCUUCCAAGAUCUCUUGCAUGGGGUCCCGGCAGCACUUCAGUAUGCCCCUGCAGAGGUGCAAUCUAAUGGUCAGAGGGUAAAUAGUAAAACCUAGUGUUUUUACAUGUUUCACAGGAUGGAAGCUUCCCCAUUUGGAACAUUUUUCUUAGUUUUAUGUGCCUUGCUUUCACCGUCUGAUUUUCAUUAUUAUCAUUAGCAUUUUAGUUAACAUUGAUAGACAGUAAAGAUAAGCCUGUUUAUAGUGAUACAAAUGAUUUUUAGUUUUAGAGGCAACCAUCUUUUAUAUCUCCACCAUUUGCCUUUCUGUAGUAUAAUUCCCUUACAAGAAGACAGCAGGGAAUGUGGUACUCUGGGAGUAUGGCUGCCAAAAAACAGCCAGCAAUCAAAACCAAUAUAGCAGAAAAAAACCUUUGAGCCUAUAAUACAUGGCAGCAGAGGCAAAUCUCUGUGCUAAGAACCUAACAUUCACAGUGAUUUCGCCUUUUUGCUUCCUCACUAAAUCCAGGGCCAGAUUAGCACAGGGUAGAAAAGGCUUUGCCCUGGUACCACUCACUAGAGAGACAAAGUCCAACAUUGCAUAAUAAAUGGUGUUCUUAGUUUUUAUUAUUAGUGAUAUCAAACCCGUGGCUUUUAAAAGUUUGAGGGCCACAGCUAGAACAUCCCUGAUUAAGUAUUUCAAUAAAUCUGGGGCUCCAGGUUUCUGCUAUUGUCUUAGGUCCCCAUUUUAACUCUAAAUCUGGUCCAUCAGAAAGGUAUAUAUAUUUUCAACAAAUUAGGAGAUUUAAGUUAUAUUUUCUUGCCAGCAUUGAUUCCUAAAUUUCACUACAAGCAGCCAGUGUCAUGUAUAUAUGUGAAAAAGUGCCUUAUAAACCAAUACAAUAGAACAAAAUCUCUUUUAACUAAACUGUUAGAUUUGAUUUUUGCAAUGACAAUGUAUUUAUUUAUGUAUUCCUGAAAAAAAUUAUUACUUCAAAUAAAACCAGGAUGUCUCCAUUGUAA